CUUCGAGGUCACUCAGUAUAUCGCGAGAGAGCGUUUACAGCGUACAAAUAAACACUGGUAUCGUUGUUUACUUAUUGGCUUCAAGAUGACGUUGAAGCAAGAAACAAUGUUCUAUGUCAUCUUUCUGCUUUUUGCAAUUUCUGCCAAAGGAUAUGAAGAUGUUAAUGAGUGUCUGGACCAGAAUGGACACUGUCAAGAUAUUUGUGUGAAUACCAAUGGCAGUUACUACUGCGCUUGCUCAGAUCCAGAGUUCAGCGUUGCACAAGACCAGCGACAUUGUAUCGCCGAAGGAGUGGAAGUAGACUGUGGUCAGGACGAGAUGACUAUCACUCUACCCAAGUCUCUCCUUUUGGGUUUAGACCGUGAGCAUUUGAGGCUCAUAGAUCCAGAGUGCACAGCCACUGAAAACGAGACUCACUUUUUCCUUCAAACCAAAACCGAUGAAUGUGGUACAAUUCUGAAGCAUACUAAGGAUCAUGCCAUAUACAGCAACAUGGUGUCGGAAAUCCCCAUAAAAGAAAACCAGAUUGUGACACGCGUGCGCGAUGCUAUGAUCCCCUUCCACUGCUAUUAUUCCAAAUGGGGUGUGGUGUCCUCCAUUGGAAUCAGACCAUCGAGCACGAAGAUUGUUUUGUCUUCAAAGGGAUUUGGAAAGUUCACUCUCAGUCUGGAUUUGUUCAGAAGUCCAGAAUUCACUGCGCCCUUCUCUCAGGAUGACUUCCCUGUCGAGUUCACAAUCCGUGAACGAGUGUACUUUGAAGCCCGUGUCGACACCAUUGACACAACAUUGUCAAUUUUGGCCUUGGACUGCUAUGCCACCCCCUCUCAGGACAGGAAUUCCCAGCCCAGAUAUGAUAUUAUUAAAGACGGGUGUUCGGUCGACGAUGAUGACACACUUCAAUUCCAUGACAGCCCCGGCAACCAGUCUCAGCGCUGGAGCCUUGAGGCCUUUCAAUAUGUCAGCAAGCACCCGUAUGUGUUUUUUCAUUGCCAGGUUCAGGUCUGUGACGCCGCAGAUCCUGCCUCAAGGUGUGCCCAAGGCUGCAUACAGAGAAGACGAAGAAGCGAGAAGGUCCUUCAUGACAACCCGGAUGACAUAUAUGCUUUGGCCCAGGGUCCUCUCGCACUGAACCGCGAUAAGAGGGAGGCAGAAGUCGAUGAAGCGGUUGCCUUGGAUAAGAACACGCUCAAACUCAAAACAGGUUUCCACGCGCCUGUUUUAGCCUCGCUGGGUGUGCUUAUCGUAUUGUGCUUAAUGGGGAUGAUAUGGCUGAAGGUCACUUCGAACAAACAGAGAGUCGCAAAGCAGUUCAUACCACUUUACGAGGACCUGCAGAAGUGAUAACGUCAUAGAGAAUUUUCCGACCUCAAUUGCUCAGUGUUGAUGCUGUUCUUGUUAAAAUGUAUGUCUCUCUGUAACCACUUUAGGAUGGAUUUCAUACUUCAUCCGACAAGAAAUAUGUAAUUUUGUACUUUUUUACUGUCUUCUUUUGAAUAAUUAUCGUGAAAAAAUCAAGAUAUCAUUUUUUUUCUCCGGAGAUAUUUUGCUUUAUAGGAUAACUGUAAUAUUGAGCGCACCCUGAUGAAUGCAAAAACCAACGUUUACUAACACUGGAAGACCCAUAGUUGCUUCUUAAAAAUUAAAAAAAUGCUCUUCCUAUCACUUUACGGAACUUAUAACUCACUUGGUAUUUAGAUGGAUCGAAAACCCCAAUUUGUAAGAGCUGCGCAAUAAAAAACAUAUGUACUCAAAGUCUA
This is a messenger RNA of Pocillopora damicornis (cauliflower coral), 1758 nucleotides long. RefSeq names its product ZP domain-containing protein. The record is from RefSeq and is a predicted model, not a curated record. Gene Ontology annotation, molecular function: calcium ion binding. NCBI's taxonomy places the organism in Eukaryota, Metazoa, Cnidaria, Anthozoa, Scleractinia, Pocilloporidae.